Molecule: messenger RNA, 3090 nt
Organism: Vitrella brassicaformis
Lineage: Eukaryota; Vitrellaceae
Source: the annotation of a GenBank genome assembly
CAGUGAGUGAAGACAUUCACGAAAUGUGCUGCUCAUAGUAACUAUCACCAUCUGUCCGCACAGACACCGUCAAAUAACCCGCAUCCCUCAACCCCCCCAACAGACCAUCCAUAUAGACCCACCCGCACCUCACAAACACGGCUGGCUGCCCUAUUGGCGCAGGAAUGUCUGCCUGCCACCCACCGGCACUGUACACCCGUCCGCUCCACAGAUGCACCCAUCCGUCGGGCUGACUCUUGCAGCCCCGUGUGUCUGGGUGGAAUGAGGACGCUUCUUCUUGUCGACGUCGCAGGGAUGGGGUGGAGGUUGGCUGACCGGUGGCGGGUUGUUGCAGGGGGAUGGGCGAAGGCCAUGGAGGGGGAAAAUACGCCUGAACAUGAACCCAGAUGGACAGAACCUCUGUGUGUGUGGGGGGGCUCACCGUGACGGUCUUGGCUCCCUGCGUCAGCACAGGCACCACGAGCAGGUCCUCGCCGACCAGGCAUUGACCCAGCAGCUCACUCCACCCGGGCAAUGACAAGGUCUCCUCAUUCAGCGGCAUAUGGAACAGUGUGUGUCGGACGAGGGGCAGGCCAUAUGCGUGUGCCUGCCGCAUGAGGGCCUGCUUGUACGGCGCCAGCAGGCGGUGUACGGUGGCGAACUUCUUGAGGUGCUCCAACGACUCGCCGUCGGUCCACACCUGCCAGGCGUCCUCGGGACGAUUCCCCUGUCCUCCACCCAUCCAUCCAUUCGCACCGACCGCACAGACAGAGAGAGAGAGAGGUGCCGCUGCGCUGACCGACCUGUGUGUCUGCUCUGCGUGUGUCCCUCCACCCACCCCACCUGAUGUGUACGCAGUACGGCGUCGGUGAAGGCGUUCAUCUCCAUCCAGCGCAGCAGCAGCUCCUUGGACCGCACAUACACAUCCCCGCCACCGCCACCAUUGGGACUGGGUGCGUCGAGCAUGGUGUAGCCGCCCACAUCGCUGUGCGUGAGGCUCCACCCACUCAGCCCCGCCGUCAGAUGGCCGAUCAGCGCGCUCCGAAUGCCGUCGUGCUCAUCCCAGCUCGUCAGCUGGUCGCCCAGCCAAAACAGAGGCGUGUACCUCGGCCCCUGCACGCCCCCCGCCCGCAUGAAGAAUAUCACCUCCUCCCCGGUCUCUCUCCCAUCAUCCGACAAAGCAUAAGGCGUCUCCUGCAGAGCCUCGUGGUUGACGGACGCCCAUAGCUGCGGGAAGGCGUUGUGGAUGUCUCUGCCUCUGCCGCUUGCGAGGGCAGCGUCGAAGGGCAGGUACUCCGAGAAGUCGGCCAUCCAUCCCGCAACGGGGACGGGCCGGCCGGUCUCGGAGCGGCAUGUGCUGUUGACUGUGUCAUCGGAGGGGCAGAACUCGGGCAGAUGCAGCAUGUGGCAGCGGAUCAGCUGCAUUGCAGGACAUCCAUCGCGACAUACGCAUACCAUAGCGAUCGGCACACAUGAUUGAGUUUAUUGAGGCAGACAGACAUGUUUCGCUGGCUUUGCUUGCUUACAUCAACGAAGAAGUGCCGUCCUGUCUGGUUGGUCAGAUCGACAGUCCCAAAUCUGAAGGCAGGGUCCACCGAGUACUGCACAUACGGCAGCCCCGACUCGUUCAUCACCAGCACACCCGCACCAGCCGCCUCGGCAAACAGGUCCCGCCGGCCCUUCAUUCUCGGAUCGUCCCCCACCCCUGUCGACAGAUAGGGGUUGCUGUAGGUCCACACCCGCACCUUCUUGUCCAUGAGGCGCUUCAGCAUGCACUCCCAACCGGGGUAGUGGUGCCGGUCGACGUCCCACGACCACCACAGUCGGAUGCCGAAGUCAGUCUCGCGGACGCCCGUCCAGUCCUGCAGCCACAGGCCGACAAGCGGCACGCCCCGCUCCAGCAGGAAGUCGGCCAUCUCCUCUGCUCGUUGGGUGCCGCCCCAGUAGCCCACGAUCACGCCGGCAGAGAUCCAGGAGGGCAAUACCCGCUGGCGGCCUGUGAAGUGCGUGGCCGUGUGCACCAGAGAGGCCAGAGUGGCCGUAUGCGAAUCGCCAUCGUCGCGGAGGGGCGUGUGGGUGAAUGUGAAGAGCUCCAGCGACAGGAGCGUGCACGGACCCCCGUCUGCCGCCGUACACUCGAAAGUCUCCUCAAGAGUCUCCGAUACCUCUAUUGUCGUCUCAUUCGGCUCGGUGAAGUCCAGCACACAAUAAGCAGAAGAGUUGAGAAAGAGUCCAUUGGCCGCCGAGGUGAGGAAAAGGGGCGUGGCCGUGUAGGUGGUGAAUGACGUGCCGGCGGCAUGAGGGCUGGUGCGUUCCAGCAGCGUCGUCAGCGGCUGCAUCCCACGACCCACCCCCUGCUCCGACGAGAGAAUGGGCACCCGAUGGCCCUUGAGGUCGAAAUGGGUGAACUGUGUCCCGGCGCCGAAGACGUGCUCGUCUGCGUCACUCGCCAAGUUGAGGGUCAGCUUGGCUGCCGUCGGUUUACCUCGUAUCGCUAUCCACGAAAGACCGCUUUGGUUCCACCGCAGAUGGUCGCUGGCGUUUGUCGGAGAGAGCUGAAUCUGCCACCGCACGAUGGGCCACUUGUUGUGGUCCUUCUCGCUGCUGCCUCUCACUGCCGCAUCAGAUAUGGACGAUAACACCACCCGGAAGCUGACGCACUCCCAGCCACGGAGCCGCUGACAUGAUGACGACCUCUCCUCGCUAACACACAGAUCACCCGCGAGAACAGCCGAAUCAUCCCGACCUCCUCGGUCCAAAGUGACGUUGCGCGGGAUCUCAAAGGGGCAGAACGGGUCGGCAUGGCCCUCAUCGAAGCGCUCGUAGAAGUUGCCAGAUGACUCCUCCAUCACAGACGGAUCUGCUGACACGUCAAACAGGAACCGAUCUGGCGGCGUCCUGACCACCACGUGAGGCGCCGCAUCUUCUGUGGCGGUGGCAGUGGUGAUGUUGAAGCCGCCUGUGGGCGUCCACUGCACGUCGAAGCCGAGGAUAGAGACGGAGAGGGCUGAAGUGGCGGUAGCAACCAGGACAAAGAAGAUCUUACCCAUGAGAGAGAUUCUCGUCUUCUUGUGGCGAUGUUGCUCUUGUUCUUUCCGGUCCUUUGCUGGG